Messenger RNA from Mixia osmundae IAM 14324, 1603 nucleotides. RefSeq lists its product as uncharacterized. Gene Ontology annotation, cellular component: inositol phosphoceramide synthase complex. The record is from RefSeq and is a predicted model, not a curated record. The transcript is spliced from 4 exons. Gene Ontology annotation, molecular function: inositol phosphoceramide synthase activity. NCBI's taxonomy places the organism in Eukaryota, Fungi, Basidiomycota, Mixiomycetes, Mixiales, Mixiaceae. The coding region runs from base 206 to 1459 and encodes 417 amino acids. Gene Ontology annotation, biological process: sphingolipid biosynthetic process; inositol phosphoceramide metabolic process.
AUCGGCGUCACGCGUCACGGCCACGGCCACGGCUCGCCAGCGACGUCGCCCGACAUCGACAUGAUAGGAGGAAUAGACCUCAUAGGACUGUGAUCUUCACCGUUCCGGACCGACAAGCGGCUCGCUGGCUUGCGAAGACACGCUCGAUCAAGCCUCAGGCAGCCUUGACAGCCGAGAACGUGUUGGCACCGUCGCGACAACAAGGAUGCCGUCCUUUCCGAGCGGAGUGACGCUGAAUGACAGCGUGAAAAAGCAUCUCCUUUACGCUGUGUCUCGCCUGGACCUCAAUCUGUCGCCCUCACUCACAAUUCAGCGAGCGAAAGCGCAUAGGUGGACAUGGCAGCAAGAGGGCCAUUACGCUCUCUUGCUCCUGCUGGCCAUCAUCAAUCUGAGCUAUGCAGAGAGUCCGACACUUCUUUUCAAGAUCCUCAUGGUCGCUGCCUACGUCACAGCCGCUCUCGUGCCCUUGACGAGCCAAUUCGUCCUGCCUGCCUCGAUCAUCUUUUCUUGGCUGCUGCUCUUUUGGUCGUCAAAGUACAUCCCAGUGCGAGUCAGACCGCACAUCUGGGUCACUCUCCUGCCGACGCUAGAGAGCGUCCUCUACGGCGCCAACAUCUCUGAUAUUCUUACGCGAACGAUGAAUCCGUUUCUGGAUGUGCUCGCCUGGGUACCCUAUGGCAUCAUUCACUUUGCUGCGCCCUUUGUCGUCGCCGCCACACUCUUUGUCUUCGGCCCUCCAGGAGCGAUCAAUUUCUUCGGCAAAGCGUUCGGCUAUCUCAACCUGGUCGGGGUGAUGAUCCAGGUUGCAGUGCCCUGCACGCCUCCCUGGUAUGAGCUACAGUAUGGCCUGACGCCAGCCCACUAUGGCAUGCCAGGCUCGCCCGGCGGUCUCGCGCGAAUCGAUGCCAUCUUCCAUUCGCAUGGCUACACCAAUACCUUCACCACAGCGCCCAUACCAUUCGGCGCUUUUCCCUCGCUUCAUGCAGGCUGCGGAACCAUGGAAGCGCUCUUCAUGAGCCAUUUCUUUCCGGCGGGGAGGGUGGCCUAUUGGUCUUAUGUCCUCUGGCUGUACUGGACGACGAUGUACCUGACUCAUCACUAUCUCAUCGAUCUUGUCGCUGGUGCAGCGCUCGCUGUCGGCUGCUUUUACCUCCUCAUGUCGGAAGAGAUGAGGCACGCACCUGCACUCGCCGCCGACAAAACAAGCUAUAUACCCCAUAGCAGCAGCACUAGUAGCGGAGAUGCGUAUCAGCUGACGGCGCUCGAUGAGCACGAGCUAGACGAUGAGGAAUUGGACCAUGCUCAGUUCGGUCCGGUAGACAAGAGCGCGAUAGUCCAAAGCAAGGCUACGCGUAGUCUCAGUCCGCCCUCUAACGGUGCUCGAGUGGCGAGUCCGAGGCCAGCGACAAAGGACAUAGAAGCGGGUGAUAUAGGACGAGCGAGGUCGCCGCGACCAUAACUGUAUUGCAAGCCUAGUGUCAUCAAAUGAGUAAUGAGCGAGCAACAUGUGCAUCUCUGUACACUAUGCAUGUUUAUCUUCAGAAUGUAGCAGGCUGGAACAAGCCGUCUGUCCGGCAUAGGCAUCGUCCUCCUCGCAUGACGC